CAGUCAGUACAUCCGUCAUUCACGGGCCGUCUUGUGUAAUAAUGGAUUCCAUUCUUGUAAAUGAAAUAAACUAUUGUUAAAAAAGUUUUAUUUUUUGUUUAUAUCUCAUCUCAUUGCGGAAUAAACAUAAAAAUCCUCCUGUAGACUGUGGAUGGCACUCCUAGCCAGCGAAAUGAAGACGUACGUUUUGGGAACCGUCGGAGCACUCAUGUCCAUACUGGGUGUCACCUUUUUCUUCAUCUGGCCACCUGUUUUCGAGUCUUUACUUCACAAGCAAAUGCAAGUUACAUCAGGGUCACACACAUUUCGCCUGUGGAAGGACACCCCAAUCCCAAUGCAGAUGAGCUUUUACCUGUUCAACUGGACUAAUUAUGAAAACAUCAAGCACGAAAAGCCAAAACUUGAACAAAUAGGCCCCUACAGAUUUAAGUUAGAAGAAAGAAAAACAAAUAUUACUAUGAAUUGUAAUGGUACAGUCACAUUUCAAAUCCAAAGGCUGUGGUACUUUGAUGCUGAAAACUCAAACGGAACAUUAGAUGAUUAUGUCACGACUCUCAAUGCUGUUGCGAUGAGUGCUGCUUUUACCGUCAGAGACUGGUCCGAAUUUAUGAAGUUAUCAUUUGGCUUUGGAGUGGUCAGAGUUAAUACCAAACUCCACGUAACUGAAAAAGUUGGUGAAAUUUUAUUUGACGGCUAUUCUGACCCUCUGAUUGACAUUGCGAUGUCUCUCCCUAAUAUGAUGGGCGUCAAUAUACCAUAUGAUAAGUUUGGAUGGUUUUAUAAAAGAAAUGGAACAAGUGAUAGUGAAGGUGUUUUCAAUAUGGAUACAGGUGAAAACAAUAUUUACAAUUUAGGUAAACUUCAUAACUGGAAUUACAAGCCAACAACUGACUUUUAUCCUGAUGGUUGUGGAAUGGUCAAUGGCUCUGCCGGAGAGCUCUUUCCACCCAAACAAACCAAAGAUAAAAAGUUACAGUUUUAUUCGCCAGAUCUUUGCAGAUCUGUCAGCCUCUCGUUCAAAGAAGAAGUCGAAGUACACGGCAUAAAGGGAUAUAAAUACACCGGGGACGAGUAUACUUUUGACAACGGUACCCUUGAUCCGAGCAACGAAUGUUUCUGCGAGGGUGAAUGCAUCCCUUCAGGAGUGCUUAAUGUCACGAAAUGUCGAUACGGGGCGCCUGGUUACGUCUCUUUUCCACAUUUCUUCCUCGCAGAUGAAUCAUAUAUUAAUGCAGUUGAAGGCUUGAAACCUGACCCUGAGAAACACACACUUUACAUAACAUUAGAGCCUGAGACUGGAAUUCCUCUUGAUGUCUCAGCAAGGUUUCAAGUGAACAUUCAAUUGUCACCAUAUGAUUAUCUUAAUAUAAUGAAAGACGUUCCAUCAAUUGUAUUUCCGAUGUUGUGGUUUGAGCAUACAGCUACAAUCACACCGAAUCUCGCUUUUCUAGUCAAGCUUGCUUUAUACGCUCCGAUGAUUGGUGUAACGUGCUUUUUGCUCAUGGCACUCGGAGGGCUGUUUUUACUCGGCUACACCAUCUACUUAGCUUUCAAAGGGAGGCGAAGGAUGCAUAGGAAAGUUCAAACAGAGAUGAAAGGAAUAAGUUUGGUGCAGAACAGUUGUGAACAACCAUUCCUAUUAAAAAGAAAGGCUAGUGAUGUGCCUAAAGUUAUCUCAACUAAGACAACGCUAAUUAAUUAAGCAAAUAAGAAUAGGUAAAAAAACGACUGAAAAGAUUUUAAGAAUGUAAAUAAUUUGAUUAAGAUGUUAUUUAUUGUAAAUAUUUAAAAAAUAUAAAUACUUUUUUCUUAUGGA
Messenger RNA from Cimex lectularius (bed bug), 1816 nucleotides. RefSeq names its product protein croquemort-like. Gene Ontology annotation, molecular function: scavenger receptor activity. The record is from RefSeq and is a predicted model, not a curated record. Lineage: Eukaryota; Metazoa; Arthropoda; Insecta; Hemiptera; Cimicidae. Gene Ontology annotation, cellular component: membrane; cytoplasm. The coding region runs from base 152 to 1702 and encodes 516 amino acids. The transcript has 10 exons.